Molecule: messenger RNA, 552 nt
Organism: Sesamum indicum (sesame)
Lineage: Eukaryota; Viridiplantae; Streptophyta; Magnoliopsida; Lamiales; Pedaliaceae
Product: auxin-responsive protein SAUR19
Biological process (GO): response to auxin
Source: RefSeq, a predicted model, not a curated record
UCUUACAAGUUCCAGCCAGAAUUCCUAAGAACUCUCAGCUUUCUCCAAUAUUUCUUUCAAUUCUCGUUGUCUGCUUCAGCAUACUUAUUUUCCUACAACAAUGGCCAUUCAUCGAAUGCUUAGACGUUCUUUAUCAGCUGAAAAAAGAUCAACUUCGGCCGGAACUGAAGUUCCAAAGGGACAUUUUGCUGUCUAUGUCGGGGAGAGCAAAAAGAAACGCUUUGUUAUUCCAUUAUCAUACUUAAACCACCCUACAUUUCAAGAUUUGUUGUGUCAAGCUGAAGAAGAGUUCGGGUUCCAUCAUCCAAUGGGUGGCCUAACCAUUCCUUGCAGUGAGGAUUUAUUCUUUGAUGUAACAUCUCGCUUGGGCAGAAGAUGAUAUACAAACUAUGUAUUAGAGGAACACAGUUUUGUAAAAUUAGUUUCUCAGACGAACAUCCUUCCUUUUGUUUUUCUGCUUUUCUCCUUCCCAACAAUAUGGGACUUUUUUUAGGGACAGAAAAUGUAACCCCCGACAAUAUUACAGUGAAUGAAUAUACGUGAAAGAUCACU